AUGAAAAAUCAAAAACAAAAUAACAAACCUAAUCUAUGUAAAUUUUUAAUUUAUAAAAGCGUAGAUUAUUACAGAUCUUUAACAUUUAGAAGACAUGGAUAGAUAGGAUAUUGAAUAAUAAAAAUUAUUGAAAUUGUAAUUGUCAAGAAUAGAAAAUUUAAAAAAGGAGUAUUCUAAAAAAGACUAAGAAAUUUGUAAACUAGAACAGUAAGUUGAAUAAUUCAGAAUAUAUUAUGACAAAUAUGAAAAUGUUAAAAAACUUCUUGAGUCAGCUUUAGAACAGCUAGAGAAAAUUGAAAAUUAAAAUAAAAUGCUUUAAAGAAAGUUGAGUGAAUUUUAAGAAUCUUAUGCUAAAUUAGAAUUAAAACAUCAAACACUUUUAGCAGAUUUUAAUAAUGCCAUAAUGGAAAAAGAAGUCAAUUAAAUCUCCCAAAAUAGCAGUAUUAGAUUAGAACUUAAUGAACUAAAAUCAUAAUAUCAUUAAAAAAUACAGCAUAUGGAAUCUGAAUUAUAAAAAUAUAAGCAAACAAUUUAAGAAAAAGAGGCAUAAAAUAAUAAUUUAACAUCUCAAUUAAAUACAUAUUCAAAACAAAUAUUAUAGUAUAAAUAAUAAGCUAAAAAUGUUGAUCUUAUUUUAAAAAAUCAUAUAGCUUCAAAUAAAUAACAAAUUACAUCUUAUCCAUAAUCAAUCUGUGAGACAGAAGUUUAUAAAGAAGAUUAAAAUUUAAAAAUAUUCUGUUCUUAAUUAAGUUAGGAUUAUGAUGAAGCUGUUAAGAGAAUUUAAUAAUUUGAAAGAUAAUUAACAGAAUAUAGAACAGAAAAUCUUGAAUUAAAGAAAUAUAUUCAAUAUUUAACAGAUAAAUGA
Messenger RNA from Paramecium sonneborni, 865 nucleotides. Lineage: Eukaryota; Ciliophora; Oligohymenophorea; Peniculida; Parameciidae. The record is from the annotation of a GenBank genome assembly.